Messenger RNA from Lucilia cuprina (Australian sheep blowfly), 1079 nucleotides. Its product is annotated as protein D1. Bases 87 to 878 code for a protein of 263 amino acids. The transcript has a single exon. Lineage: Eukaryota; Metazoa; Arthropoda; Insecta; Diptera; Calliphoridae. The record is from RefSeq and is a predicted model, not a curated record.
UUGUACACGAAAAAACCGUUUAUCAAGUGCAUUUUUUCAGUACACAAUUACUAGUCGAUUGUUGAAAAACAAGUAUUCAGUCGAAAAUGUUUGUACGUUUAUCUCGUUGUGCAACAAAAACGACAAAAGCAUUGAUAAAAUAUCACGCAGCUGCUACGCCGGCACAAACACAACAACACCAAAUUGUUUUGUCAAAGUCGAGAAGUUUCCUUUUAGCUGUCAGAAGCUAUCAUUGCUGCAGUCAGAAAAUCUCUUCAACUUUACCGGUUUGUUUGUCUAAAUCGUCGGCUAAUAUUAGCGUUGCUUUAAAACGAGACUUUGCAAAAAUGUCGUUGAAAAGUUUCCAGGAACAUGAAGUUGUACCUGAUGUUAUCGAUACAGCUCCUACUGAGGUAUUGAGUGUUACCUACGGUGAUUUGCAAGUGAAAGAAGGCAAUGUUUUAACACCUACCCAGGUGCAAAAUAAACCACAAUUGAGCUGGAAUGCUGAUGCAAAUGCUCUUUACACCGUUUGCAUGACCGAUCCUGAUGCUCCCAGUCGCAAAGAACCCACCUUCCGUGAAUGGCACCAUUGGUUGGUAGUUAACGUACCCGGUUCUAAAGUCAGUGAUGGUGAAGUUUUGUCAGACUACAUUGGUUCUGGACCACCACAGGGUACUGGUCUACAUCGUUAUGUGUUUUUGGUAUACAAACAACCUUCCAAGUUGUCUUGCGAUGAAAAACGUUUACCCGACAACAGUGGCGACGGCCGUGGUGGCUUCAAAAUUGCCGCUUUUGCCAAAAAAUAUCAAUUGGGCAACCCAAUUGCCGGUAACUUUUAUCAAGCUGAAUGGGAUGAUUAUGUACCCAAAUUAUAUGCCAAAUUGGAAGGCAAGUAAAUUGGCGAGCAUAGCUAAUGAAAAAUCUCAAUAUCUACAUUAUGCUGGAAGUUACAUAAUGGAAAAAAUUACUUGUUAGAAAUUAAAAGACCAUAUAGAAACCAAGUUUCGUUUGUAAAAAUUUGUUUUUGUUUUUUAAACUUGUAAAAUUACAAAUAAAUUAAAAUACAAUUGUCAUACAAUAAAUCUGUUUUAUGUAUU